Didymodactylos carnosus is the source of this 1155-nucleotide messenger RNA. The record is from the annotation of a GenBank genome assembly. NCBI's taxonomy places the organism in Eukaryota, Metazoa, Rotifera, Eurotatoria, Philodinida, Philodinidae.
AUGGUGUUUCGUUAUUUAACUCCACUUUGGCUCUACCGCAUACUGUACGGUUUAAAUAGAAGAGUAGAUACCGUUAUUAAUAAGUCGCCAAUUUACGUUGAUUUAACAGAUAUUUCUAAAAAAGACUUUGACGAUUAUCUCGAUUAUGUUUUGCCAAUAGUGCAAUAUCGUGUACGUCUAUUGAAUUUAUUUAAUGCUGAUCAAAUUGAUUUAUUUAAUAAAAAAUUUGACAUGUCUAAUUUUGGUGAACUUCGAUCGUUAAUAUUGCUUCAUACUGAUCAUGAUGAUUUAGUUACUAUUAUACCCAAAUUAGCUAGUCUAAAACAAUUAACAUAUUUACGAAUUACUGUAUCAAAUUCAAAUAUUGAACGGGAAGAUAAUCAAGCAGUUAUCAGUUUGUUAUUCAAUCAUUCAGCAUUGAAAACAUGUCAUUUAGAUAUUGGUUGGAUUCAAAUUGAAAAUAGAUUGUCAAUAUCAAAUAUCGAGUAUCUUUCAAUUAGUUUGUUAUCGUUAGAUGAUUUAUUUCAUUUAUUUCAACAUGUACCAAAAUUACAAACGUUACAUGUCAAAGUACAACAUUCAUAUAAACAGAAUUAUCAACGAAUUAUUAACACAAAUUUGAAAUUAUUAAAUUUAAAAAUUGAUCAUAUUCAAUUUCAACAUUUGGAAUUAUUAUUGCAUAGUAUUUCUCAAUUAGAACGAUUUCAUUUUAAUACACGUAAUAGAGGGGAAUUUAUUGAUGGUCAACGAUGGUCUCAUUUAUUAUCAUCAUUGACAAAAUUAGAACAAUUUGAAUUAUAUAUAGAAAUACAAGGAGUUCUUGAAGUAAACAAUAUUGACUCUGCAGUAGCAGCAUUUCAAACAUCAUUUUGGUUAAAUAAAAGAUGGAGCGUAAUUUGUGAACAAGACAAAAUAUAUACCAUUCCAAAUUUUCCAAAAGUUGACUUUAUGAUGUCUUUGAAUAGCUCAUUAUCUAAUCGAUUUCAACAAUACUAUUCGUGUGCUGGUGUCAAAUAUUUACAUAUAUCAAUAAACAAUUUAUUAUUCUCACAGCAACAACAACAACCAAUUAAUCGUCUAUUUCCCAAUGUGAACCAUUUAACAUUAGGUAUUUUUUCUCGUUUGUUUUUUCCAAUGUCCUCUGAAAUGUUUUGA